CGAACGAGAGCGGUUUGUUGCUCCGCACGAUCGCGGGGUCGGGCAGGCGACCGUUGGUGCAACGAAGCGACGACGGGUCCCUACUCCCCCGGGGCAGUGGGAGGCGUCAGACGGCAACGGAGACUGGGUCGGCGGAAGCUAAGUGAGAAAGACGACUGUCGGGGCUUUCCGGAGACGACUAGCAUCGUUACGGUGUAGAAGAUUCUCCAGUAUGGAUCACUGCCGCAGAGGGAAGUGAAGGCAUUCCAAAAGUUGGGAACCACAAGUCAAACAGGGGUCCCGUGUUAGCACCACUGACGGACAAGUGGUCGAUGCUGGGACAGACGGUGGAGGUCAGCACGUCCAGCAGACCAUCAGCCAAAGACAAGUGACGUGAUCUGCACAGCAAACGCGACAUGGGACCCCUGGGUCCUGACAGCGGGCUCGCGAGGGACCCCGCUGUGGCGACGUCGCCUCCGCCUGGCGCUUUCGGCUCGCACCAGCGGUGCAAGGCUGCCGCCGCGCGCCGGCUGCCGCCGCUGCACGCCAGCCCCUACUCGGCGGCCGUGGCGCGACGCAACGAGCGCGAGCGCAAGCGCGUGCACCUGGUCAACAUGGGGUUCGCGUCCCUGCGCUCCCACCUGCCCGACUGGCCCGUGGCGUCCAAGAAGCUGAGCAAAGUGGAGACGCUGCGCUCGGCCGUCGACUACAUCACGAGGCUCAAGGAGUUGCUGGGAGAAGCGGCCCGGGAGAACCUCCGACCACCGUCGUCCCUGGCGUCCCCGAUGCCCUCGGACCCCGGCCCUAGUCCUAGUCCAGACACGAGCGUCACUGGGCACUGCGGAGCGGGUUCAAGCGAUGCACUUAGCUGUGCCGCGAGGUCGGUGACGCCGAUGAGCCUAGCGGAUGAAUUGGAAGCUUCCAACGAUGCCGGUGGAGACGAGAACAAUCAUCACUUCCUGGAACUGGCGCACUGGUUUGGCUACACUUCUUAGUGGGACUAAAAGGCACCGUUCGAUUGUUCGUGUGCCAUAGACACUCGUUGAAUGGUCAUUUUCAUGAGCCGUUGUGUUCUGCGUUCGUUCAGCGCCAGUAUUAACAUUGUUCCAAAUGACUGACAAAAGUGUGAAGGUGCCACCGGAGGAGGCUACAGUCAAAGGAAUCGAUCUCCAUCGUUGCAGAAGACUCCGAGCUCUGGUUACCGCGCCACAGCGCUGCUCGGUCCCCACCCUCUUGGUACCGGAAAAGACGUGGGUGCUCACUGGCUCCAUCUUCCUUUCGAACAUCAGAUCCAAGGAGGCUCUGAGCGCUGUCUGUCGAUACAUCGCACCCUCCUCCGUCGAAAACUGUGUUCAUGAUGCCCCGAACAAGGCGAUAUUGUAUGUGUCCCUUAAAUUAUACAUUAGGCCAAUCUGUGUGUACACAGAGGAUCGUUGUGCCAUUGUUUUCAGAAAGCAAAAUGGAAUGUGUUAUACACUCUUUUACAAUUAUCCAUUUUACAAUGACGCGGUCACGGUGAAACACACUUUGUCUGUUUGUGUUUAUCGAGACUGUAUCUAGAGGCUUUCAGAAAGCCGUUCGUGUCUCCGGUUACCGUGCAUUUAAAUUCGCAUAACUAUUUAUGUAACUGAUAGUAGGACUUUUCUCCGUAGUGAUGAGACCUCCAUCACGUUAUGUGCCUGCGGUGAAAGCGUGACUUUCAACAGACUAUUUUUUUAGAAAUGAGAACGGUGCAACGCGUCUUUUAUUUGCUUCGAAUUCUCUACAAGUUUGCCAGCGUGUACCAGUGUUAUGUGUGGUUUUUCUCCCACAAUUUUUGAUGCGUUAGGAAGUGAAACACACUGGUUUCUUUUGAGAUGUGAUGACAUCUUUCUGCCUUUUAGGUGCUGAAAAUGAGGGCUAACUUAUUCCGGAUACAGUCCGCAGUUAUUAUUUAAUAUUUUGCAUAUAGUUAGCUUCAGACGACCGGCAAAACCAACAGAUCUAUGGUCAAGCAAUGCUGUGAGCCAUAGGACUUACAUGUUGGUCUGAAUCAUUUCUUGAAAAGGAACGCCGACACCUAACUUCGAGACAGAAUGUAUGUGGUUAGUGUGUUUACUAAUUAUGUUGUGAAGAAAUAAUAUACAGUUGGCAUAGAAUACAGCGUAUUAAAAGGCAAUGUGAUUUAGAAAUGAUUUCGCGAACCAAUAUGCCUAUAAGGCAGGUUCGUUCAUUUAACAUGAAAGGAGAUAAGUAUUUUUUCUGGAUUGAGUGCAAAUUGUGUUCUGUUAGUUAUAAUACACAUUUGGUGCGCUGUAUUGGCAGUGCUUAGGAGAAUAUAACUUGUUCUUGCUUCUACUGUGCAAAGGCAGGCACAUAUCGUCAGUCAAUGUUCUGGAAGUCUUGAUAAUACCUCUGUAGCUUUGAGUAAGCUGCCGGUUUCUUAACCGAUGAACAUUUUCUAUUUUCGUGAAGUAGUUGUACUUCGAUUCAAACCUUGGGAUCGAAUUCUGCGGUUGGGCAGGCGUUGUAGCCCUAAACGUUGGUCAACGUUUCGUGUCUUAUCAACCAUGUAUAGUCAGUCAUUCUAAGGGCAUUAUUUUACGCAGCUCUUUGUUGCGCCGUAGUCAUGAAUGUGGCAACUUACUUCUGUGGAAGUCGUGCAAAUGUACAAUGAAAAAAGUAGCUAAACGUAGCAUUAUCUAGACAAGGUUGCAAUUCAUUUCUGAAAGCACUGCUGCAGUUAGUAACGACUACAAACCUCCACAAGCUGCGUUAGCCUUACUUGGUCUUUAUUUGCGGCACGUGAUCACCUGGUGUGAUCAUCUCACUGUAAUCUCCCUCUCUAUGUCUCUCUCUAUUUUUUGUCCCUUUUGACCAUUCUCUUCGCUGGCCCCUGGCGAAUAGUAGCAAGCCACAUUUUCUGUUCUUGUUAAUCUGCCUGCUUUUCUUAUGUUUUUCGUCUCUUUCGCUCUACAUGGCCGCCGCAAAUGUAUGUCGUUUGGUUGUUGAUUUUCAACCGUUUUCUCAAACCAUCUUUCUCGUCCACUGUGUUUAGGCGUACCCGCUCAGCCUCACCGGAGGAAGAAUGCGCCCAUCGUGUUUUAUAUCAUCUCGCUGAUGAGCUGCCAGGAAGGAAGUCCUUCGGUUACGACACUGUGUAGCUGCACAAAAUAGAACUAGUGCGGCAAACAAAAACGCUAUUAUUCAGUUUGUCUCCAUAAAUAACUUCGAUAUUAAAUUUACCACUCAGGAAUUUGUUCCGAGCAUUUCGUCAAAUUGUGGCGUCAGAUUUAAAGUCACGGUCACUAAAAAAUGCAGCUUGGCUUCGCGGUGGUCUGCGGAGCAUGUGACAUAAGCUAAAUGACGUGGCCGAGCUACAGGGGCCUGCGCUGCGCGUGCCAAGGGGCCCUUCGCGCCUGGUCCGUGGAAGGCAAGUCCAUCGUUAUGCAGCCAAGCAUCAGCGAAGCGGACACGUUAGCGCACUCAGUGUGGAUGGUUGUGCGCUCGAGCGCCGUCGCACUGUGCGCCCGAGAGGAUAGGACCUGAAAAACGGACAGUUAAAAAAUGCAGAAAUGAAACAAGGAGCAUGCAAUAAUGUGCGCAUUUAUCGUAAUUUUUUUGCGUCUUCUCUCUUGCCAACCAUGGUCGAAUGGUCUCGUAUGCACUGCGCGGCUGUCGUGUUCGAUAAUAGCGCCUUGCAAGCACAAGCCUUUAUUGUUAUGAUAUGCUGUCAUGUUACAUAAGCAUUCAUAUCACCACACAUCAGAAUGCAUGGUGAUAUAUUGUCAGUACCAUACUACGUUGAAUUACCUCGGCCUAACUUUAUUUCAUGCUCACUGCGCUGUCGACUUAUGCUGUUGGAAAACCACGAGGGGAAGUUCAUUGCAGGUAAUUGUCACAUAAAACCUUGCCGGACGCGUUAAGGAGUUCAGGUAGGUGCCUUAUGCCUUGCAGUUAUGUCCGUUAAGGAACAAUGACGGUUACGUGUCCUUUUGAGAAGAACUUUGCGAGUUGAAACAAUAAAAGGUAUCCGAAGAAAACCCACAGACAACUUCCGUUUAAACAGAUCAGCUACCUCAGUUACUCUUACAAAGCUGGAUAGUUUGUCUAUUUUAGUGCAUAGAUCCAGAAUACCGAUGAUCAUCCUUUCUAUUGAUUAUAUCCAUGGCAAGUACAUGGUAGGGGUAGGUUUCGGACUCCUUGCUUAAACAUACGCAUUAUAGUUUUGUAUACAAUAGAAGAAUCUUUUGCAGAUCUGGCGUACUUGCCCACUUUCAUAAGACAAAAGAACCUAUGCCAGAUGUGCUGGUUUUACCCUGCAUGUCAUACAUAUUUAAAUAUUCGUUUCAUGACGAUCAAAGCUAUCUGUAAGAGAGCGUGAGAGUUUCAUUGAACAUUCUCAUAAUUUCCUGGUUUUCUCCUCGUUUUCUACAAAGCGUCUGUACAAAAUGGCUAAGAUAUUGAGAUGCCUGCUGCACUUUGUUGAGUCACUCCCGUGUUGAGUGACAUAUUCCUUUGCGUGGUAGACAGGUUUUUCUGUAGUGCUGAAAUAAGGACAGGUACGAGAUGUAAUGAAUCUGAUAAAAUACUGAAAUAAAAGAGCUCAACAGUCAUUCGCAUGUGUUGUUCCACUGAGUAAUCAGGUGUAGUUUUCGGACUCCUCUUUGCAAAUAAUGUGUGGUCACAUUGGCUGCCCCUUUCCUCCAAUAUCUAAAAAGAAAUCACAGGCUCAAUAUUAGGACUGGUUUUUUCGAAACGAUAUCGCCAGCAGCGUCACCAGUAUGGCUAAAAACACGAGCAUUCCUUUUUCAUUGGGUUCACUAACACAAAUUAUUAGGAAAAACAAAAUAAAUUUCUUUUUCUGUACGGAUUUCAUGCCCUUUCAAUAACGGAUGCUAACCAGUUUCACAUGGACGUCAAGUUUUCCGCACACAAUUGGAAGCGAAGCACAUUUGUAGCUACUUACACAGAGGCACCGGAAAUGAAAUAAUUGCCGUCACAGUGUGCUAUCAAAUACGAACCAUCUUACUAUACUUUUUCAUUCAUGUUUCUCAUGCUUGUACACUGUUCUACAACGCGAAAGUACGCUGCACUUCGCAAAUGCCUGCAUUUAACGGGUGCCGGGUAUUCUUUGAAGAGCAACGUAACAGCGGUGUAGAAUUACAAAUUUGCAUGCCGGAAACAUAGGGCGAGAAAUUACGCAGCAUUGCUCAAAACUUUCAUUACAUUGUUUCCGCAUUACAAUUUUGGCAACCUGAGCAAUAUGCUUAGAAGCUCCUUAGAUGAUGCCACGGAGUAUUUUUUUUUACUAAAAUUGUAUAAUGAAAUUUACAUCUAUUUGUAUUCAAAAUUUUGUUUUGAAUUAAGCCUCGUUUAGAGGUUCGGUUUUUGGCGGCCUGUAACCCCUUGACAAAUGCAGCAAGUAUCACCUUACGCAUGUUUAACUUCCAUGGUAGCAAAAGUUUAUCUUUUCAUUGUAAUCAGUCUACUUUCAUAUUUCAUUUUUGUAAAAAACCGUCACAUGCUUUGUGAAAAUUCAACAUUAUUUGUUUUCGCAAACAAUGUUACUCUUGACGGUCAGAUUAGUAAAAGCAAUAAAGUGUAUUUUUAUACUAUAGCGACUGGGUUUUCCACAUUGUAUAAAUAUUUCAUGUUUCCAUUACACUGGAAGUUUUUCCAAGCGUUGUCGCCACGUACUUGUUUUGAUAAAUGCUUGCUCAUCAGAGAUUGUGAAUGGCCAGUAUCAUCUUGUUCUCAAAAUAAUAAAAAAAUAUUUUUACUGUG
This is a messenger RNA of Dermacentor albipictus, 5745 nucleotides long. Its product is annotated as achaete-scute homolog 2-like. Gene Ontology annotation, biological process: developmental process; regulation of transcription by RNA polymerase II. NCBI's taxonomy places the organism in Eukaryota, Metazoa, Arthropoda, Arachnida, Ixodida, Ixodidae. The record is from RefSeq and is a predicted model, not a curated record. Gene Ontology annotation, molecular function: protein dimerization activity; RNA polymerase II transcription regulatory region sequence-specific DNA binding; DNA-binding transcription factor activity, RNA polymerase II-specific.